This is a messenger RNA of Musa acuminata AAA Group (dessert banana), 1107 nucleotides long. RefSeq lists its product as uncharacterized. The transcript has a single exon. The coding region runs from base 459 to 950 and encodes 163 amino acids. The record is from RefSeq and is a predicted model, not a curated record. NCBI's taxonomy places the organism in Eukaryota, Viridiplantae, Streptophyta, Magnoliopsida, Zingiberales, Musaceae.
AAUCAAUGAUGGACUCCGAUCCGGCAUCGUUGGAUUGCAAAAUGCGGCCCACUCCAUGCGCUUGCGAGUCACUGAUCUCCUAAAAGCAUUGAAUCUGAUCCGAGACGUCUUUCUCCCAAGUCCGACUGCGGUGGCUGCAUUCAACUAUAUAAUUGCAGUACUUCAGAAAUACUCAAACCGUGAUACUUGCGACGAAAGGGGACAUUUCUGUAAAUUUGCAUAAAUUGUACGCGUCCCAAGCGGCGUCAGAAACGUGACACGAGACUCACAUGCUUGACAUGUUGAUUCCAUGGAUGUAGGUCUUAUCGAUGCAUCCUCCUUAGCCGCGAUCUGUUGGGUUCAACCUGACCCGGAAGAAGAUAAGCGGUCGGGCUCCAUGGGCAUGGCGCGGAGAAACGAACGGCCCCGGGGCGACAACCCAGGAUAAGGAGGUGCUCGCAUCUCCUCCGCUGCUGCACAUGGCGUCUGCGUCUCUCACGAGCCUGCUCCUCCCGCCUGCUUCCGGGCCCCUGCUUCGCUCGCCUGACCGUCGCGUGCGGCGGCAGGCGGCCAUCAAGUGCAAGGCGAAGGACGCCGGGAGCAGCAGCGGCGGCGGGGGCGGGGGUCUCGAGAUCGCGGUGGCGGCGGGCGGCCUGCUGUCGUGCCCGGUGAUCGGAUUCUCCCUGUACACGCUGAAGACCACGGGCUGCGGGCUGCCGCCGGGUCCCGGCGGGUCGUUCGGGGCGGCGGAGGGGGUGAGCUACCUGGUGGUGGCGGGCAUCGUGGGGUGGUCGCUCUACACCAAGACCAAGACCGGGUCGGGACUGCCCGCGGGGCCGUACGGCCUCCUGGGGGCCGCUGAGGGGCUCUCCUACCUCGCCGCGCUCGCCGUCAUCGUCGUCUUCGGCUUGCAGUUCUUGGAGCGAGGGUACAUUCCCGGACCUCUCCCCGGUGACCAGUGCUUUGGGUGAGCUUGAUCCUUUGUUUAUCUUGUCUCCCCGUCUGAUUGCCGAAGCAGUACUUUAUUGCCUGUUCUUUCCUUAUGACAUAUAUUAAAAGAUCAAAAAGAUGAAUUGUGCAUGUAAUAAAUUGAUUUACGAUUUUAAAAGUAUAUAUCGUAUUUGCUAA